This is a messenger RNA of Amoebophrya sp. A25, 3681 nucleotides long. The record is from the annotation of a GenBank genome assembly. Lineage: Eukaryota; Dinophyceae; Syndiniales; Amoebophryaceae.
AUGAUGUUGCGUCAGAGUCACGCCGGCGGUGGCGGAGCGCCCCAGUUUGACGCAGCAGGCAAUCUGCGUACACACCGAGUCUGUUUCACUCACAACAACUGCAGCGACCUAAUCGUAGCGUCAUCUUCUCCUGCAGGAGUACAACAAAUUGUACAACAACGAGAUGCAAGUAGUACUAAGAAUGGUGUUCUCCUGUCUACCUCAUCGGAGAAAACACCUAAGGCCACCAAGGGCGAGUUGCACAAGAAAGGUCAGGACCGCGAGGAUCAGAACAAGACGUCAAAGAUCAAAAAUAGUGCUGGUACACCUACAACUACAGCUACUUCGAAGCCCCUUGAUGUUGCUCCUUCUAAAACCAUGCGUGCAGCUGAAAAUAAGGAAAAUUUGAAACCUACGACCAAGAAAGAAAACGCGAAAACGGAUUUUUCAAAAUUCCAUCGAGUCAAAUUCACGGCAAACGGAGGUGUCGAUCAGCAAUUCGUGCAGAAAAAUGGUAUUACGUCGAUGGAGAAGUUGAAAAAUUAAUCUUGUUUGUGAAUUGGAUUACUUCCCUCGCAAUAAAUUAUGUUGUAGUUGUGAUGUACUAGGACUAGCCGUACUAUCCUCGAUAAUCUGGUAGGACUAGUACAGUUAUCGUGGAAGGAUCAUCAUGAAUCGAUUCUCAACAUCAACACACUAAGAGAAAUAUUGUCAGGUUUUUACUCAGCCACUCCGCUUGUUUCGCCUCGUGGCAGCACUACAAGGCGAAAUAAUGAAAGCAAGAACAAAACAACCGGUGCUAGGGUAUUUGGUACGUCGGGGGAAGAAAAAAUGGAGACCACAAGCACCAAAAAUCAAAUGCUAUGAUAAAAAAUUAUAGUUCUUCUAAAUUCGUUAUACUAGUUUCAGCUAGCAUCUUCAAGAAAGUGAUAAGAUAGUUCUACUACUAAACUUAGUAUCACAACAACUGCUAGCGAUUCUAAGACACUACGACUAUUAAGUACAUAGUAGAUGUAGUUGUAGUGAUCUGGAAGGACUAGGGCAAGAACUACUUCGACUUCGACGUCUCAGUACAGCUGAGCAUUUCCCUUACAGCAACCUACCUUCAUGCAUGGUGAGUCGGACGACUGUCGCUGUCCCCUUUGCCAGAUUGUCCGACAGUCAACUGCAGAGUAAUCGAUCAACGAAUUUCCGAAAAAGAAUGAGCUUGCGACACUCUCCGGCUUCAAACGCGACGACCACACCUACCAGUAGUUCUUGCGGCGUACUACAACAGUCUUUGUCGGAGCAGGGCAGUAAUAUUUUCACUCCCGGCUCAAGAGUUGGUGUAGCGGACGACGUGGUAUGUAAAACUAAAAACUCUUCGGCUUGUUCUCCAGAGGGAGGCCAAGUGUCGGUUUCCACUACGCCUGCGCGCAGCACUCCAGCUGAACAAGCGCGACGCAACCUUUGCUUUACUGAGCAUGCUGCAACUGUCAAAAGCGUCGAGGAAGUGAGAGAUCACAACAGUGACACUCGCAGCUGCAUCAACAACAACAUCCCAGCUCCGAGAGCAACAACGCCUGUGAUGAAUAGUAGCAACAAGGGGACCACUCCCGCCCGUUCUGCUGCUGCAAUCCCUUUGGCUGGGGUCGGUCGCACUUUGCCUCGUACGGGGUCACAGGAGUCCGUGGCUUCCUCCACUCUGUCCUCACUGAGUACCUCUGCACGCUCAACAGCUGGUAGUGCUAUUUCGUUGAGGUCCACUGCGUCUACUGCACCCUCGUGCUGCGGAGUCGAAAAGGGUGCUCCUGGCAAUACGGGAGACUAUAAGGAAUCUGCUAAAGUAAGGCUCACUCUCACUUGAUCUGAUUGAUAAAUGAUAUUUGUUCUUUAUCCAUCAUAAAGAACAUAGAUGGAGUCAGAGCAGCUUCUUCACGACGACCACAAGAUGUGCAAGGAUAAUUCUGAGUAGGUACCGAAAACAUUCAUAUUAUAAUUGUUGUUCUUGUUCAUGAGAAGUUUUUUAGGUCAGAAAUCGAAAUCGUAGAACAAAAAUUUCCAAAAUACUUGGAGCUCAUCUAACAACAUUCUUGCGUAAAGUGAAGACCGCAGCCUGGGAUGUCGACGUGAAGCCCACACGCGUGGCCUCGAGCCGAACUGCCACAACGGCCGCCGCUUUGCCAGCUGCUGGAGGGCGAGGUAUAGUUAACCCGGUUUGUUUUAGCAGAGUACUAAACCCAAAAGGGCUUGGUAAGUGUCUAUUAACAAGAUCAUGCAUGUAGAUCAUAGUUUUGCGAUAGUACUAUUUUUGAAGAUACGACAAACUGGUAUGUAACAGACACUCGUCACAUGAUCCUCCAUUUCCAGUCGUCUCCAACUUCUUUUCUGAUCAGCUUCUCUCCUACGAUAAAGUGUACGUCUAUUGAAAACGGGCUUUUGAACGAUGGACGACGAACACGAUUACCAGCUGUCACAGCCGCACGAACAGGUGAGAAAGGGAAAGAGUAGGAAUAGGCCCUUUUUCCAUCGCGCUUUCUUUUUACUCAUGCUCCACACCUAGAGCAGCUCGUGAGCAGUUUAUUACAACCUAAGUGGGAAAUAGGCCUACAAUAUUUGUAGCUUUGAAUUCUCGAAGAUAAAACCAACUCUCUUAUCACAAUCACGUCGUUUUCAUGGCCUUCUCUGGGGAAGAUACUAAAAAUACUGCCUCUCUAUUUGUGAUAAGAUUUCCAAUAGAACAAGAAGUCCGUCAUUCUGCUUGUAAAAUUUGAAUUGGUGAAAUCGAUAUUGUCGCCUAUUAUUCUUGGAAUUUCCCGGUCACCUUGCCAAUUUUUAUAUACAUGAUUGGCGCAUACUUCUCAUUGUAACAAACAAUUACAACACACUUUUUACAGCCUCAAGAAAAAAGCCUGCUAGUACCUUAGCGCUCGAUGAUUCAGACCGAACGAUGGUUACACCCCCUCCCAUACUUAAUUGAAGUAGUCUUUUCCACCGACAUCCUUAGCCUAGCAAAGCCUAGUAGCAAAAGUAUAAUUAGAUAGAUUUGGUGUAGCUUCUCCUUCUUUUCUUAUUUGUUAGGUUAUGCUGUUCAUCCACGACCUAAGCGUUGUGAGGACCAGCUGACAGAGGAGGUACUAUCACUAGCUACAGUGGCCCACCGGGUUGUCAGACACUUAUUUGCCUCUCCCUAGAAUUGCCAUAGUUCUAAAACCCAUGUGUACAUUUCCGAUAUCAGAUUGCCAUGUUUUACAUCUAGACCUAGUAGACCUAGUCGAUCUGCUACCUGUCGUGACACCAACAUUUCGAUUAUGGAUCCUGAAUAUAGUGGAGUUUGAUGAUUUCUUGAUGAUACUUAGAUUUUAGCCAUCUUCAUAUUCAUGCCUACAUCUUGUUGAUAUUGAUGAAGGACAGCGGCUACUUUUCACGAUGUUACUAGUGAUUCCAAGGUGAGAGUUGAAGCAUAUCAAGAAGGAAAAGAGUCGACGUGUGUCGAUACCUUGUGAGUGCAUUCAAUUGCAACGCACCAUAUUUUCAACGUGUUGCCCUGUGCACCAGAUGAAAGAAAUCUUGAACUCAUUUUGGAACGGGGAAAUCAAAUCGAUCGUUCCAGCGCAGACAAUGGUCAGCCUCUACAGGAAAAGGCAAAUCAUUCCGUGACUUCUUGUUGUAGUCGAUUAUUGACAUUGACUAUGAGGCCUUGUACUACCAAAUAUGUGCACC